Messenger RNA from Pieris napi, 2520 nucleotides. RefSeq names its product putative glutathione-specific gamma-glutamylcyclotransferase 2. NCBI's taxonomy places the organism in Eukaryota, Metazoa, Arthropoda, Insecta, Lepidoptera, Pieridae. The transcript is spliced from 3 exons. Bases 258 to 1112 code for a protein of 284 amino acids. Gene Ontology annotation, biological process: glutathione catabolic process. Gene Ontology annotation, cellular component: cytoplasm. Gene Ontology annotation, molecular function: glutathione specific gamma-glutamylcyclotransferase activity; gamma-glutamylcyclotransferase activity. The record is from RefSeq and is a predicted model, not a curated record.
ACUAUUUAGUCUGUGACCAGAACUUAAAGUGUAGACAGUGUGAAUGUUAGCCCGUUGCUGUUUGGACUUGAUUAUUUGCUUAAUUAUUACGUGUUGUGAUUUUAUGACUACUGCAAUGUUAUAAAUUCUAAAAUAAAUAAUGAUAAUAUAAAUAAAUAAAAAACAUUUCGUCGACGUCUCUCUACAAGUCUUCUCGUCUUCUCUUUGGUCUUCAAAAGGAAAAUCUUCAAGAAGUUGUUCACGAUUAAAAUUUAAAAAUGGAAUAUUUUGAUAAUACAUCUGAGAGAGACAGUCAGAAUUUUUUACCAGCCCAGUUUAGAGAAAAAAAUGAAGGUAUCGUGAACGAUAGACCAAAAUUUAAAGAACCAUUCUGGAUUUUCGGAUAUGGUUCUCUCUGCUGGAAUCCUGGCUUUGAAUAUCAGCAAUCAGUAACUGGAUAUGUAAAAGGAUUUUCGAGAAGAUUUUGGCAAGGAAAUACUACACACCGUGGUACAGAUUCAAAGCCUGGACGAGUUGCAACGUUAGUUGAAGAUAGAGAGGGUGUCACUUGGGGCAAAGCAUUUCUUGUAGCAGCGGAUGACCAUACCGCUCUACCAUACCUCACCAAUAGAGAAUGUCAGUUGGGAGGCUACAGAACCUACACGGUACACUUUCAUCCGAAGUCCCUGUACUUUCCAACAAACCACCCACAUAGUUCAAAUCACCUAAAUAGUUCAAGUUUCCCACAUAGUGCAAGCCAGAAAGACGCUGUUCUUUAUAUAGCAGUGCCGGAGAACCGACACUGGCUUGGCGCAGCUCCUCUUCCAGACAUAGCUAAACAAAUCUUAGAGUGCCGAGGUGCUUCCGGGUCUAAUGUUGAAUACCUCUUACGUCUAGCUGAUUUCAUGAGAGAAGAGGUACCUGAAGCGCUAGAUGAACAUCUUUUCUCCUUAGAAAGAUUAGUUAGGAAAUUCGCCUGUGAUAUGAAGAUAUGCCUUCAGACUCUUAUGUUUGAUAAUAGAGUAGGCCCAAGUCAAGAGAAAGAAGAACCAAGUCAGGAAGAAGAAAAGGUUUCAAGUUUCCAAUUCGCUUCUAGAAUUCCUGAUAAGAAAUUGCGUUGUGUCAACAUGUGAUUUUGUUUGAUUUAAUGUUUGAACGUGGUGUAAUGAUAAGUAUUUUUUGCUGAUGCUCGAAGUGCUGGUUGCUCGUAGCAUAUAAAUUUUAAAUAGUAAAUUUUCCUACUUUUUCUGAAAGAACCACUUCUCCACGUUAUAUCAAACGUCAAUUUGUCUUUAGUUAACUUAGCAUUUCUUAUCUCGGCUUCUAGAUGUUUUUGGGAUUUUGAAGGCAUUGUAAAUGUGACAAUUAGAACGAAUAUUAUGACUAAGUUUUAAUUAUGUACCAAAUCAAAAUAUAGUUUAAUCAAAUCAACAUAACGACAUUAGUGUAAGUUUUAAGGUAGAAAAGAUCCCACGCAAUGUAUAAUAAACUCAAAUUAUUAGCGUGUGUUGCGACCAUGUUUUCUUUUAAAUUGUUUUAGUUGAGCAUAGCUCUGUCAUCAUAAGUUUCAUAAUAUUCAUUGUUCCUAGCAAUAGUUUGAUAAUAACGUUUGACAUAUGACAUGACAAUAUCAAAUAAAAAUACUUUUUCAUAGAGCAAUAAUCAAUUUAUGAUUCAAUUGUUUAAACAACAAUAAGGUACCUAAUAUAUUUUCUACUGUUUAUAUGUGACAUCUUUUGUGUAAUAGAAAAUUAUUACACAUAAUUUCAAUUAAUAAAAAUUAAUAAUCUUGACUCGUUGGACAAAUGACCGAACACUUUUUAUUAUAUGGAAACUUGGACAUAAAAUUUAGUUAUUUUUUGUAUGCCAAAAUAUUAAGUAUUAUGUUAGAAUAGAAAUUUUGUGUUAAUUAUUAAAAUAUGGUUUGUUAUUUAUAAAGAGAUUAUAGUAAUUGGCUAUUGUAUUAACUAGCUGAAAGCUGAACUUAAUCUUAAGAUUUUGCUAAUUCAACCAAUUACAAACCAAACAAAGUUCUUGACUCUAGGGAGCAUUUAAAUAAGAAUGGGAAAUGUUGCCUAUAUAGCUUAUGCAGCUGUUAAUCUAUUAUUUCUCAAAAGUUUGCAUAAUGUGUGAAAUGAUAUGGUAUCAAUGUUUUCUGGUUUUCGUACUAAAUUUAAUCAAAAGUCAUUCAGACUAUUAAUUAACACAAUAGUCAAAUAAAAAAUAAAGUAAUUCUAUGUCCCUUCGUAAAAAAAGUUAUGUAAAAAUUAAUUAAUUAUAAAUUUUAUAUUACAACAUUACAAACAAUAUGUCAUAAGAAUAAUAUGUAUAGUUAUGCAGUGCUAAGCGCUUUGAAUAUGCUUGACUUUAUCUUUUUAUUUUUGGUUCCUCAUUAUUAAAACUUGUGAUAACUAAUAUUUGUAACAAAGGAAUGUAUUUUUAUAUUGUAAUUUAAGUGUAAUAACUGUGUAAUGUUUUUGUUUUUUAUCUGUAAUGCGAGGUCAAUAUAAUAAUUUGUGAUUAACUCGAUUCAAAUUUAUU